Adineta steineri is the source of this 4674-nucleotide messenger RNA. Lineage: Eukaryota; Metazoa; Rotifera; Eurotatoria; Adinetida; Adinetidae. The record is from the annotation of a GenBank genome assembly.
AUGAUAUCCUUACUUUUUUUAAUAUUUUUCCCUCUAAUAAAUACGCAAUUUCAAAUUAAUCUUGAUAUAACUAAUGAAGUAAGUGAAAGUGAUAUUGUUUUUCAACAUGAUUGCCUUCAUGUUGCUGCUGCUGGAAAUGAAAAUGAAAUUCUUUCGUUAUGUAUGAGUGAAUGGCCUUCAAAAUGGAACAUUGAAAGAAAUAAUUUUGAUAAAAUUUAUAGUUUUACUGAACUUUCUAAACUUAAUGUAACAAGUGAACAAUUGUAUCUUUGGUCAGCACCCAUGGAUAUUAUUGAAGAUUAUCAAUUUUAUCUAAAUGAUAUUUCAAUAUUAAAUGAAAAAUUCUUCUAUAAUUGUACAUUACCAAAAUUUGGUCCAUUAUGUCAAUAUUCAUUAGAUAUUUCAAUAUCUUCUUAUUCAUCAUCAUUGAAAGAAAUAAUUGAAAAUUUUUAUUUACAAGAAUAUAUUCCAACAGAUUUAACUUGUUAUAUUCAUCUAGAAUGUAAUCGUUGUCUUGAUUGGAGUGAAAUUUGUGAUGGGCAUAUUGAUUGUCUUAAUAAUGGAAUUGAUGAAGAACAUUGUUGGCAACUUCAAAUAAAUCAAUGUGAAGAAAAUGAAUAUCGAUGUGGAAAUGGACAAUGUAUUCCGAACAUAUUUUAUCAUGAUAGUCAAGAUUCUUUUGAUUGUAUUGAUCGAACUGAUGAAUAUACUAAUUGGAUUUUACCUUUUUAUAAUCGUAUCAAAGAACCAACAGUUACAACAGAAGAUAUUAUAUGUAAAAAAGAUAUAGAACGUCGAGUAUCAUUUACUAGUUCAUGUGUAAAUAAUCGAAAUGAUCUUAUUUUAGAAGCUAUGUUUUCAAGUAAACCAAAUUUCGUAUCAGAUGAUUGUUGGUUUGCAUUUCGAUGUAAAUUUCGAAUUCCUGAUUCAUCACAUCCAAAUUGUCAUCAUAUUAGUAUUGACAAAACAUAUGAAGAAAUAAUUAAUACAACAUGUCCUGAUGAAUUGUAUAUUCCAAAUGUACCAUUAUUCUUUGGACAUAUUUAUUUCGCUUAUACAAGAAAAGCUGCGUUGGAAUCUAUUACAGGAAUGUCUUCACCACAAUAUGUAUGUUAUAAUGCUCAAUUAUGCAAUGGAUUUUAUACAGAUAGAGAAUUAUUAACAAUAGACCAUAGUACAUGCCGUCGUCCUGAAGAUUUUCCAUUCAGAUUUGAUCCGAAAGGAAGAGGUAGUUGGUUAGAUACAUAUGUUAAACCAGUUUACAAACAAUUGUACAAAUGUAAUACAAUUAUUCGAAAUAUUUCAAAAUUUUGUGAUAAUUCAAUAAUGUAUCAAUGUAUUAAUUCAUCAAAAUGUAUUACAAAAGAUCGUCUUGGUGAUAGUUUAAUAGAUUGUGAUUAUCAAGAUGAUGAAGAUCAAGUUAUAAUUAAUAAUAUUUGUUCACAAGAUAAUGAAUCAAAAUUCUUUUUUAAAUGUACAACAACAGCAAAUAAAUGUAUUAAUCAUAUUAAAGUUAAUGAUAAAUAUUGUCAUUGUGGAUAUAAUCAAUUUAGAUUAUGCGAUGAUGAAGAUUUCGAUCUUAUUCAUAUUAGAACACAUUUAUCAUUUCCAACAAUUUGUGAUGGUUUUACAGAACUUAUACCAAUUAAUAUUAAUGGAUAUAAUGAAACAGAUGAAACAGAAUGUGAAUUAUGGCAAUGUAAUAAUACUUAUACACGAUGUAAUGUUAUUUGGAAUUGUUUUAAUGGUGCCGAUGAAAUUGAUUGUAAUAAAUCAGUAGUAUUCGAUUGUCCAUCUUAUCAUCAUAUAUGUGUAUCUCCUAAUACGAAUGAAUUAAUAUGUUUACCAAUUGCAAAAGCGAAUGAUGGAAUUAUUGAUUGUUUAGGUGGUAUUGAUGAACCAAAAUUAUGUCGAUCAAAUGAAUAUAUUUAUAAUGAAAAUAAUUUUUAUUGUCAAAAUCAAAGUUCGUCAUCUUGUAUAUCAUCUUUAGCUCUAUGUGAUGAUUAUGAAGAUUGUAUCCAAGGAGAUGAUGAACAAUUCUGUUCUUUAGAUCAAAAUUUGACUACGUAUGGUUCUAUUUGUAAUGAUGAUUAUGAUGAAGAACGUUCUGAUAUUGAAAAUAUUCUUUGUAAUCGUUUAUUCGAUAAUGUUAAAAUGCAAACUGUACAUUUUUCACUUGAUAAAAUUAAAUCACAACCAAAGCCAACAUAUGAAUUUCCAUCUUUUAUUGAACCUGUCAUACAUCAUAAUCAACGUUGUCAUCGUGGUCUACCUUUACGUAUUUGGUUAAAUCAAGAAAAAAAUUCAACAACAAUUAGUUGUCUUUGUCCACCAAGUUUUUAUGGUGAUAGAUGUCAAUAUCAAAAUCAACGUAUUAGUUUAUCGAUGAAAUUUCAAGCAUAUUCAGAUUCUCGACGAACAAUUUUUGCUCUUGUUAUUACACUUAUUGAUGAUAGUAAUGAACGAAUUAUUCAUUCAUAUCAACAAUUAACUUAUUUAUAUAUUCGUGAUUGUAAAAUUAAAUUUAAUAUUUAUUUACUUUAUUCAACUCGACCAAAAAAUAUGUUAAAACAUUAUUCAAUUCAUAUUGAUAUUUAUGAAAAAUUAUCAUUAACUUAUCGUGGAAGUUUAUUAAUACCAAUUAAAUUUCCUUUUUUACCUGUUCAUCGUAUUCCUGUUCAUCUUAAUAUUCCACGUACAAAUGAAAAUAUUCAAAUUUGUACAAAUCAAUCAUGUGUACAUGGUCAUUGUAUGAUAUAUUCAGAAGAUCCGAAAGGUAUUACUUUUUGUCAUUGUAAUUCUGGAUGGUCUGGGAAAUAUUGUAGUAUACCACAUAAAUGUAUGUGUUCAUCUGAUUCAUUAUGUGUAGGUAUUUCAGCAAGUAAUCGAUCGAUUUGUAUAUGUCCUAUUAAUAAAUUUGGUUCUCGAUGUUUAUUAUCAAAUAAUAUUUGUCAAUCGAAUGUAUGUUAUAAUGGUGGUACAUGUGUACCUUCGGAUAAAUAUAUGACAUUUAAUAAGACAUUUUACUGCUUAUGUUCAAAAGGAUUUAGUGGUGAUAGAUGUGAAAUAUCAGAUACAGAAAUAAUAUUAUCAUUUCAUCGAAAUAUUAAAUUAUCACAAUCAUUCAUUGUUCAUUUUAUUGAAAUUAUAAAUAAUGCAUCGCCAAAGAAUGGUAGUACUUUUAAACUAAUUCCUAUUCAGAAAAAUACAAUUAAUAUUUAUUGGAAAUAUCCAUUUCAUAUUGCUUUUAUUCAACUUUCGCAUAAUGAUUUUUAUCUUAUUAUAGUUCAGAAAACAUACAACCGAUCAUUAACCUUUAAAAAAGUAAUUAAUCCAUCAGAUCGUUGUAAACAUAUUAAUGAAAUAUUAAAUGAAACUAUUAUUAAAUUACCUCUUAUCCGUCGUAUUAAAUAUUAUCAUGUACCAUGUCAACAAACAUUACCAUUAUUAUCUUGUUUUUUUGAUGAUACUCAUUUUUGUUUAUGCAAUGAUUAUGGGAAUCAACGAAUAGCUAAUUGUUUUGAAUUUAAUUAUAUGAAAAAACUUGAUUGUUUUGGUCAAAGUAAUUGUGAAAAUGGUGCACAAUGUUUACAAGAUAAUCUUCAUUGUCCACAAACAUCAAUGUGUGUUUGUUCUCAAUGUUAUUAUGGAACACGUUGUCAAUUUAGUUCAAAUGGAUUUAGUCUUUCACUUGAUGCUAUUUUAGGUUAUCAUAUUUUACCACAUAUAAAAAUAGUACAACAACCGCAUACAGUCAAAUUUAGUUUAGCAUUAACAAUAAUUAUGAGUAUAUUAGGAUUUAUGAAUGGAAUUUUAUCACUAAUUACAUUUAAAAAUAAAGAACCUCGUGAUAUUGGUUGUGGUCUUUAUUUAUUAGGAUCUUCAAUUACAUCGUUAUUUAUUACAUUUAUGUUUGUAUUAAAAUUUUCAAUACUUAUUCAUACACAAAUAUCAUAUUCUACAAAUCGAUUAUUUUUAUCUUCUCAAUGUAUUACAAUUGAUUUCUUAUUACGAAUUGGUCUUUAUAUGGAUCAAUGGUUUUAUGCAUGUGUAGCUAUAGAACGGAUGAUUACAACUAUAAAAGGAAUUCAUUUUAAUAAGAAAACAAGUAAAAAAAUGGCUCAAUAUAUAAUUCCAAUGAUUGUAAUUUUAAUAAUUAGUACAACAAUUCAUGAUCCUAUACAUCGACGUUUAAUUUAUGAUGAAGAUAAUGAUGAAAAACGAAUUUGGUGUAUUGCUAGUUAUUCAUCUCGUAUUCAAAUUUAUGAUUCAUUUGUUAAUAUAUUUCAUUUUUUUAUUCCAUUUAUUAUUAAUGUAAUAUCAGCAGUAAUGAUUAUUCGAACAACUGCUCGUUUACAUAGAGCUGUUCAUCCUCAAGAACUCUAUCAAAGAGUUUUACAUGUACAAAUAAAACGUCAUAGUCAUCUUUUAUAUGCACCUAUUGUUUUAAUUAUACUUGCUAUACCACGUUCAAUUCUAUCAUUUAUUUCAGGUUGUAUGAAAUCAGUUGAUGAUUCGUGGAUUUUUCUUAUUGGAUAUUUUAUUUCAUUUAUUCCACCUAUGAUUACUUUUAUUUUAUUUGUAUUACCAUCAAAAUCAUAUAAGAAAGAAUUUUGGAAAUCAAUUAAAAAAUAUCGAACAACAAUACAAACACAUUUACAUAUUGAUUCAUAA